ACAUCCACGCCCGGCGAUAGCGGCUCAUGUCGACUAUUGAAAUAUAAUUUAAUAAAAAGUUUAAUGUUAAUCACGAAAACAUGGAUACCCGAAAGCUGACGGAAAUAUUACGCGCUACCAUUGACCCCAAUCAGAGACAGCAAGCAGAAGAACAACUCGCACAGAUCCAUAAAAUAAUUGGAUUUGCACCUUCAUUGUUACAAGGUGUUAUGCUGCAUGAUGUUGCAAUACCAGUACGACAAGCAGGAGUAGUGUACCUAAAGAAUUUAAUAACAUCUGGAUGGCAAGAGAAGGAAGCAGAGGAUGGAGAGCCGAUUCCAUUCAGCAUUCACGAACAAGAUCGUGCAAUGAUCAGAGACAUGAUCGUGGAUGCUAUUGUUCAGGCACCUGACAUCAUAAGAGUUCAAUUAUGUGUUUGUCUCAAAACCAUAAUCAAAAGUGACUUUCCAUCACGAUGGACCCAAGUAGUUGAUAAAAUUCAUAUCUACCUACAAAAUCCUGAGCCAAACAGCUGGAUGGGGGCUCUUCUCUGUCUAUACCAGCUCAUCAAAAGCUACGAAUAUCACACAGCAGAGAAAAGAGUUCCACUUAUUGAAGCUAUGAACUUGUUACUACCAAUGAUGUACAAUCUUAUUGUGAAUCUCCAAGCUGACCAAUCCAUUGAAUCUGUCCUUAUACAGAAACAAAUUCUCAAAUGCUUUUAUGGCUUGAUAAAAUACUUUUUGCCAUUGGAUCUAAUUACAAAGGAAAUAUUUACCAAAUGGAUGGAAGUGUUGAGGUCAGUAAUGGAGCAACCUGUACCAGAGCACACUUUAGAAGUUGAUGAAGAUGAGCGUAUGGAACUUCCUUGGUGGAAAUGCAAAAAAUGGGCUGUACAUACCUUAUACCGAUUAUUUGAAAGGUAUGGAAGUCCUGUUAAUGCUCGUGACGAAUAUACACAAUUUGCUGAGUGGUAUUUGACUACUUUCACUGGUGGAAUUUUAGAAGUUUUGCUUCGAGUACUAGAUCAGUACAGAAACAAAGUAUAUGUAUCACCUAGGGUCUUGCAGCAAACUAUUAGUUACAUUGAUCAGUGUGUCAGCCACGCACACUCUUGGAAGUUAUUAAAACCACACAUGUUUGCAAUCAUACAGGAUGUGCUAUUUCCUCUCAUGUCUUACUCAGAAGCUGACGAAGAAUUGUGGUUCACUGACCCGCAUGAAUAUAUACGAAUUAAGUUUGAUAUAUUUGAAGAUUUCGUAUCACCUGUAACAGCUGCUCAAACUCUACUCAUAUCUUGUUGUAAAAAGAGAAAAGAUAUGUUAGAGCGUACAAUGCAUUUGUGCAUGCAAGUUUUGACAAGUCAAAGUGGGGAAUAUGGACCCCGACAAAGAGAUGGAGCCUUACACAUGGUUGGAACACUAAAUGAUAUUCUUAUCAAGAAAAAGUUCUAUAAAGAGGAAAUUGAUUCACUUCUCAGUCAAUAUGUGUUUCCUGAAUUCCACAGUCAGUUGGGUUACAUGAGAGCUAGAGCUUGCUGGGUUUUGCAUUGUUUUGCUAGUGUGCGCUUCAAAAGUGAACCGUUACUAAUUGAGGCUGUAAGAUUUACUGUUAAUGCUCUGCUUAAUGAUGCAGAGUUACCAGUCAAAGUAGAGGCAGCAAUUGCUCUUCAAAUGCUAUUAACAUCUCAGGAAAAAGUGCAUAAAUUACUAGAACCACAGGUCAAGGCUGUCACUACAGAGCUGUUAAAAGUUAUCCGAGAAACUGAAAAUGAUAACAUAGCAAAUGUCCUGCAGAAGAUUGUACCAUUGUAUACAGAACAGUUAAUGCCUAUGGCCUAUGAAAUAACUGACCAUUUAGCAACAACCUUCAGUAAAGUGAUUGAAACUGAUUCUGGGACUGAUGAGAAGGCCAUUACUGCUAUGGGUCUUUUAAACACAAUGCAAACAGUGUUAAAUGUUAUGGAAGAUAAUCCAGAAAUCAUGGCCCAAUUAGAAAAGACAGUGUUGCGAGUAGUUGGGCACAUUCUACAUCACAAUAUUAUAGAAUAUUACGAAGAAGCUAUGAAUUUACUAUGCAGUUUAACUGCUAAAACAAUAUCAGAAGAUAUGUGGAAAGUUUUAGAGAUGUUGUAUCAGGUCUUUGAAAAGGAAGGUUUUGACUACUUUACAGACAUGAUGCCUGUCCUGCAUAAUUACAUCACUGUUGACACAAAUGCUUUUCUUUCAAAUGAAAAUCAUAUACUUGCUAUGUUUAACAUGGCUAAAGCGGUGCUAAAUUCAGAAACGGAGGAUGAAUCAGAGGUUUAUGCAGCAAAACUUCUGGAAGUUAUUGUUCUACAAUGUUCAGGAAAGAUAGAUAAUUGUCUACCGUCAUUUGUUGAACUAGUUCUUAGCAGACUUACUAGAAAAGUCAAGACGUCUGAACUUAGAACAAUGUUGCUACAGGUUCUGAUAGCAAUUUUGUAUUGCAAUCCACACCUACUCUUCACAAUUCUUAAUAAGCUGCAAGAGUCUGUUCCUAAUGCGUCUAUUACACAACACUUCAUCAAGCAAUGGAUACAUGACACGGAUUGCUUCAUGGGGUUACAUGAUAGGAAAUUAUGUGUUUUGGGUAUCUGCACUUUACUCGAAAUGGGACCGCAGAGACCAAACCUUGAUGAAGUACUACCUAAAAUAUUACCAUCAUGUUUGGUUUUGUUUGAUGGUUUGAAACGAGCAUAUGAAGCCAGAGCCGAGGCUGAUGAUGAUACAUCUUCUGAAGAAGAUGAUGCAGAUGAAGAUGAGGAAGUACUCUCUAGCGACGAUGACGACAUAGAUCAAAUGAACAAUGAAUAUUUAGAAAAUCUGGCGAGAUUAGCAACGAAAAAUAGUGCGCAACAGGGUAUCAAUAUGACUGCCAAGAUAGAAGAAUAUGAAAGUGAUGAUGUUAGUAAUCAGGACGACGAAGACUUUGAACCGGAUGAGACAGCUAUCGAGUGUUACACAACACCACUCGACGAAAAAGAUUGCGUUAUUGAUGAAUAUAUCAAAUUUAAAAAUACACUGUCAGCUUUAUCAACUAGUGAACCAGCUCUAUACCAUGCAUUAACUAGUGUACUGUCUGAAGAACAACAGAAACAGUUGAAUGCCGUGUUUGUUUUGGCCGAUCAACGUAAGGCACAGCAAGAUAGUAAACGCAUUGAACUAAGUGGUGGUUAUUCAUUCACUGUUCCUGCACAAGUACCUACCACAUUUAAGUUUGGUUCAUAAAUUUAUCGUAAAUAAUAUAUUAAAUAUAACAAUAAAUGAAUGCAUUAUUAAAAAA
Messenger RNA from Melitaea cinxia (Glanville fritillary), 3285 nucleotides. It is a transcript of the gene msk, whose product is annotated as importin-7. The coding region runs from base 81 to 3230 and encodes 1049 amino acids. The transcript is spliced from 14 exons. The record is from RefSeq and is a predicted model, not a curated record. Gene Ontology annotation, cellular component: cytosol; nuclear envelope. Gene Ontology annotation, biological process: protein import into nucleus. NCBI's taxonomy places the organism in Eukaryota, Metazoa, Arthropoda, Insecta, Lepidoptera, Nymphalidae. Gene Ontology annotation, molecular function: small GTPase binding.